CACCAACCAACAACAACCCAAACACCUUCUCCUCUCCCUAAGCUUCUUCCCUUAUCACGUCACCGCCACCAAUGGGCUCGCUCUCCGCUCUCGACUGCACCGCCGGCAGCGACCACGGAGGAGGCGUAUUGCCGUAUCCCCCCGCGCGCAGGGACGAGUCCGUCGUCGAUGAUUACCACGGCGUCCAGGUCUCCGAUCCUUACCGAUGGCUGGAGGAUCCUGAUUCGGAGGAGACCAAGGCGUUCGUGGAAAAGCAGGCGGAGCUGGCGAAUUCUGUGCUGGAGACGUGCGAGUUGAGGGAGAAGUUGAAGGGGAAGAUUACGAAGCUGUUCGACCACCCGCGCUACGAUGUGCCGUCGAGGCGUGGGGACAAGUACUUCUAUUUCCACAACACCGGCCUUCAGCCCCAGAGCGUCCUCUAUGUUCAGGACGGUUUACAAGGAGAGGCAGAGGUGUUGCUUGAUCCGAAUGCGCUGAGCGACGACGGCACAGUAUCGCUUGGCCCGUUUUCAGUGAGCGAGGAUGGGAAGUACCUGGCUUACGGGCUUAGCUCGAGUGGGAGCGAUUGGAUAACCAUCAAGGUCAUGCGAGUUGAGGACAAGACAGUUGAGGAAGACACGAUUUCAUGGGCAAAGUUUACAGGCAUCAGUUGGACACACGACAGCAGAGGGUUCUUCUACAGCCGUUACCCUGCUCCCAAAGAUGGAGAGAAGCUAGAUGCUGGAACAGAGACCAACAUCAACCUGUAUCAAGAAUCGUAUUACCAUUUCUUGGGAACGGAUCAAGCAGAGGAUAUUCUGUGCUGGAGGGAUCAAGAAAACCCUAAGCACCGAUUCGACGCAACGGUCGCAGACGAUGGAAAGCAUCUUCUCCUCUACACCCACGAAGGUUGCGAUCCGGUCAACAAAGUGUACUACUGUGAUAUCUCUGCACUCCCAGCUGGUGGUGAACUACACGGUUUCAAGGAAUCAAACAACAGUACGGACCUCCUCCCUUUCAUCAAGCUCGUCGACGACUUCGAUGCGAAGUACGCAGCCGUAGCAAACGACGGGACAUCGUUCACUUUCCUGACGAACAAGGACGCUCCUCGUUACAAGCUGGUCCGGGUCGACUUGACCGACCCGAGUUCAUGGGCAGAUGUCGUCCCGGAGUCCGACAAGGACGUGUUGGAGAUAGCACGUGCCGUUGAUGGCGAGAAAUUGGUACUGAGUUACCUGAGUGACGUCAAGAGUGUGUUGCAGGUCAGGGACCUUAAGACAGGGGAGUUUCUGCAUCAGAUGCCUGUUGAUAUUGGUACGGUGACUCGGGUUUCUGCAAGGAGACAGGACAGUGUGGCGUUUAUAGGAUUCACGAGCUUUCUUUCCCCUGGGAUCAUCUACCAGUGUGAUUUGGGUUCGGGGGUUCUGGAAAUGAAGGUGUUUCGGGAGAUCCACGUCGCUGGAUUCGAUCGCUCAGAGUUCCAAGUGAAGCAAGUUUUCGUUGCAAGCAAGGACGGCACCAAGUUCCCAAUCUUCAUCGGGUCGAAGAAGGGCAUCAAACUGGACGGGUCGAACCCGUGCUUGCUGUACGGCUACGGCGGGUUCACCGUCAGCAUCACGCCGGCUUUCAGCGUGAGCCGGAUAGCUUUGGCCAAGCAUUUAGGCGCCGUGUUCUGCAUCGCCAACAUCCGCGGCGGCGGAGAGUACGGCGAGGAGUGGCACAAGGCAGGGUCGCUGGCCAAGAAGCAGAACGUCUUUGAUGAUUUCAUCUCUGCCGGUGAGUACCUCGUGUCACACGGAUAUACCCAGCCGGGGAAGCUCUGCAUUGAAGGCGGCAGCAACGGCGGCCUCCUCGUCGGAGCCUGCAUAAAUCAGAGGCCGGAUUUGUUCGGCUGCUCUCUGGCGCAUGUUGGUGUCAUGGACAUGCUGCGGUUCCACAGGUUCACGAUAGGUCAUGCUUGGACUACUGACUUUGGCUGUUCAGACAAGGAAGAAGAGUUCCAUUGGCUGAUCAAGUAUUCUCCACUCCACAAUGUGAGGAGACCAUGGGAAGCAUGCCCCGAUGGUCAGUACCCUGCGACCAUGUUGCUGACGGCCGAUCACGAUGAUCGGGUCGUUCCAUUGCACUCUCUCAAGCUGUUGGCGACGUUGCAGUAUGUUCUGUGCACCAGCUUGGAGAACAGUCCACAAACAAACCCCAUCAUCGGCCGGAUCGACAGGAAGUCCGGCCAUGGCGUCGGCCGGCCGACUCAGAAAAUGAUUGAUGAAGCGGCGGAUCGGUAUGGUUUCAUGGCGAAGAUGGUGAAUGCCACGUGGACCGAGUAGGAGGACAAACAAAAGAGCUUCCCCCAAGUAGUUGUUGAUCCCGUUAAUGUCGACCUUGUGGUUUACUGGUUUAUACCAUCGGAACGGUAGCUCUUCUAACUAGCUUUAAGGCCGGCCCAUUGGCCGAAUACGGUAGUAACCACCUAAGAAGCCUAAUUGGCACCUAGCCUUCUAUCAUUUCUAUAAAAAAACAAAUCACACUUUGAUUGGGGUUUGCAUAAACCAUGUAAAUGGCUUAGAUUCAUGGAUUAGUUAAUCUAUGUAUCAAAUAGAUUGGAUCCAAUGAAUUGGUAGAUUUAUGGAUUGGAUAAAAUUGAUUCGUGAAUUGAUCCAAGAAUUCAAAUCACACCCAAGCCUUGAACCAUUUUGUAAAUUUUGAAAAGUUUAGGUACUAAAAUUUCACAAUGAAAAAAAUUAGGUACCAAAAUAUAAUUUUCUAAUAAUAACUUUCGUAUUAAAAAUAGAUGCACUUAUAUGAUAAGUUCAUAUUUGUAGUUGCAAUUAAACAUGAUUGAGUUAGCAAUGCUUAAAUAAAUAAAAAAUGAUAGUAGUAUACAUUAAUAUAUAGAAGUCACAAUCUGGCCGAUCGCAUCUAUUAAGGCAAAUUAGUAAUUACACUUUCAAAGUUCAACAUGCAAUAUUAAUGGUAAAAUGACAUAAUAAUAGUAUUCUCUAAACCCCACGGUAUUCUGGGAUGCACUUUCAAAGUUCAACAUGCAACGUUAAUGGUAAAAUGACAUAGUAUUCUGUCAAUCCAAAAGUACUCUGGGAUGCAGAACAUGAACUAACAAUAUCAAUCUCAACCACCAUAGCUUAAAAUGGGUGGGAGGUUAAUCUUAAUAGUUGAAACAUGGGAGCAAAAUUGCAUUAUACACAACUGCAAAUCUGCUAUAGUCAAAGAACUACACCGUUAUCUUAUCUUAAACCCCAACCCCCAAUGCCAUACACAACCUGUUAAAUUCUGUUUCAGUAAUUCUCUUUGGCAUGAGCAUAAGUGAGCAAAAAACCAAUUGUUGUAGUUUUGAAACAACUGUUUCCCUAUUCGACAUAAAAUACCAACACAAUUCUAUCUAACACACUCAGACAAACAUGAUAUAGAUUAUAAAGCAAAGAACCAAAUCCUAGAAUAUUGAUGAUAUAUGCUCAUAAUGGCAGAAUAAUACAACCAUCAUUCAUCCCAAAAGCAUGUGAUUAUAGGGAUGCAUCACAGACUGCUAAAUCAUUAGCUCUAAGAACUCUUAGUUACUCAUGACAAAUUGAAAAGUGAAAGGAAUCUCACAGAGAGCCAAUCAAAACUGGAAGCAGAAACCAGUGCCUUGGUAGCUUAGUUUGAUACUCGAUCAUGUUAAUUGUUUAAAUUGUGAUGAGAUAAUACAACCAAGUUUGACAUAUAACAAAACACCAAUCCAAAGGCCAAUAGAGCAGCAAAAGGAUAACUUAGCCAUUAAAAACUUGAUAAAUGUGUAUCAACCAUCACAAAUGCAUGUAGACCAAUCAUUGUCAUCGCAAGCUGCAGCCAAGGGAAAAUCGAUCUGAACCUAAAAAGUAUACCCAACAGCUAUGGAGUUGUCAAACGAAGUGUAAUCUGAACACCUGAGCAGGCAAAUUCUGUAGCAAUUUCGAACUGGAACUGACAACAGAAAUUGAGAAUUGUGAAUAAAUAAAGAUGACGGUAAGAGAAUAAGAGAAGUAAACACAAAAUUAGAGA
Messenger RNA from Linum trigynum, 4011 nucleotides. The record is from the annotation of a GenBank genome assembly. NCBI's taxonomy places the organism in Eukaryota, Viridiplantae, Streptophyta, Magnoliopsida, Malpighiales, Linaceae.